AAGAUAAAACAAAUUGGUUAUUCCUUAUAACGAAACGUCAUUCCAGAUGCGAGAAAAUAACAAAGAUGGCUGAAGAACAGGAGGUGCGUCAAAUAGAGUUGCUAUGCAAACAGCUGUAUGACUCCCAGGAUCCUAACAUCAGGGAGCAGGCGGAGAAGGCAGUGGUUGCUUUCCAGGAGUCCCCGGACACCCUCAGUAAGUGUCAGGCUUUGCUGGAGAGAGCUGAUUCCAGUUACUCCCAGCUCUUGGCAGCUACUACCCUAGCUAAACUACUAAGCAGAUCAACCACCAGUUUAUCCGUGCAGCAGAGACUAGACAUUAGAAAUUAUGUACUCAACUAUCUCGCUACAAGACCUAAACUGGCCGCUUUUGUUAUACAGUCACUCGUGUCUCUAUUUGCUCGCAUCACUAAGCUCGGCUGGUUUGAUAUGGUGAAGGAGGAAUAUGUUUUCCGGAAUGUUAUGAAUGAUGUCUCCAGUUUCCUUCAGGGUCCAGCAGAGAUGUGCACAAUUGGUGUCCAGCUGUUGUGCCAGCUGGUGUCAGAGAUGAACCAGGUGUCGGACGAUGCCAGCCGUUCACUCACCAAGCAUAGGAAAAUUGCAUCCUCAUUCAGAGACAACCAGCUGUUUGAGAUAUUCCGUCUGUCAUGUUCCUUGCUGGGUGCUCCACUGCGGUUGGGCGAGGAGGCGCAGCAGGCGUUGUUGGCAGCGUUGCUGCGGCUGGCACACGCCUGUCUCACCUAUGACUUUAUAGGCACCACCAGUGAUGAAUCAGCUGAUGAUCUUUGUACUGUACAGAUCCCGACAUCAUGGCGACCAACAUUCCUAGAACCGUCAACAUUAGGUCUGUUCUUCGAGCUGUAUCACUCCUUAGCUGGUUCUCUGGCUGGUCUAGCUCUGGCGUGUUUAGUACAAUUGGCCUCUGUACGAAGAAGUCUGUUCAGCAAUAAUGAAAGAUCCAAGUUCCUGAAUAGAUUAGCCGCUGGUGUGCUUAGGAUAUUAGAUAAUACACAGGGUCUCUCGGAGCCGGCAAAUUAUCAUGAAUUCUGUCGUCUACUCGCUCGGUUGAAAUCUAAUUAUCAACUCGGUGAAUUAGUUAUGGUUGAUAAUUAUCCAAGACUCAUUGAACUUGUUGCCAAGUUUACUGUUCAAAGUUUACAGAUGUGGCAAUUCGCACCCAAUUCAGUGCAUUAUUUGCUGUCAUUAUGGCAACGUAUGGUGGCAUCGGUGCCAUACGUGAAGGCGACUGAACCUCAUCAAUUGGAGACUUAUGCGCCUGGUGUUACCGCUGCGUAUAUCGCAUCUAGACUUGAUUCUGUGGCUGUUGUUGUCAGCGAAGGUCUAGAAGAUCCACUGGAUGAAGUUGGCACAGUGCAGCAGCAGCUGGAGCAGCUGUCUGUGAUAGGAAGGUGCGAGUACGGGAAGACUUGUCAGCUGUUGGUGGCACACUUUGACCGUGCUGCUGCUGAAUACAGUGUUGAACAACGACCUCAACAAAUACUAGUGCUGCAAGGACAAUUAACUUGGUUGGUGUAUAUAAUUGGUGCGGCAAUCGGUGGACGUGCGUCUGUCACCACUUGUGAUGAGAACGACGCCAUGGAUGGUGAGCUGGUCUGCAGAGUGCUGCAGCUCAUGGACCUUACUGACUCCAGGCUUGCCAGGGGUGGUUGUGAGAAACUGGAGCUGGCUAUGAUGUCGUUCUUCGAGCAGUUCAGGAAGAUCUACGUGGGUGAGCAGGUGCAGAAGAGCAGCAAGGUGUACCGUCGUCUCAGCGAGGUGCUUGGCUUAGCUGAUGAGAGUCAACUCCUCAGUGUACUUAUGAGGAAAAUUAUAACGAAUUUGAAGUACUGGGGCGGGUCUGAACAGAUUAUAUCAAAGACCCUCGGACUGCUGAGUGACCUGAGCGGAGGGUACGCGUGCGUCAGGAAGCUGGUGACAUUGGAAGAAGUUCAGUUUAUGUUGACACAUCAUACUGCAGAACAUUUCCCGUUCCUCGGCAUCUCAGGAGUUGGACCUUCGGAGAUGCGGUGCCGCACCAUGUUGUACACCGCGCUCGGCCGGCUGCUGAUGGUGGAGCUCGGCGAGGAUGAGGAGAGGUUCCACGCGUUCAUGAUGCCCCUCACAGCUGCAUUUGAAAGUAUUAUAGGUCUAUUGGGACCUCCUGAAAGUCCCCUCUUCGCUUCUGAAGAUGCAAAGAAGACACUGAUAGGCCUCGCCCGAGACCUUCGAGGUUUGGCUUUCGCCUUCAACACGAAGACUACUUACAUGAUGCUGUUCGAUUGGAUGUAAGUAGCAGGGGGCACGGCUGUGCCCACACACACAGAAAUACUAUGUCAACUCGGUGUUUAAUCAAUAUUUAACAGUGGUAGAGCGAGCUUUAACAUCUUCGCACGAAUUGUNNNNAACAGGAACCAAAGGCUACAUUUUGAUGUCUCCUCCCCAAAUGGAAUACUAUUGUUUAGAGAAUUAUCUGCAUUUAUAUGUGCUUAUGGCAGCAGAAUAGUAACAAUAGAAGUAAGUAAGAAGGAUAUGUACGCGAUGAAAUUAAAAGGCAUAUCUGUUUGCUUUUGUAUACUAAAAGCGGCUCUUUGUGGAAAUUACGCUAAUUUUGGUGUCUUCAGGUUAUACGGAGACGAGGCUUUAGACAACGCGUUGAAUAUGUUCGUUAAAUUAUUGCUGCAUAUACCACAAAGCGAUUUAUUGGACUAUCCAAAACUAUCACAAACGUAUUAUGUACUAUUAGAACGACUUGCACAAGAUCAUAUGCCGUUUCUAUCAUCAUUACAACCUGAAGCCACAUUGUAUAUAUUGUCAUCAAUAUCUGAAGGAUUAACUGCUUUAGAUACUAGUGUCUGCACCGGGUGUUGCGCGACAUUAGAUCAUAUAGUAACAUAUCUGUUUAAACAACUUGUCCAAAAAACAAGUAACAAAGUGCCGAACCCGAGACAGCCGCCGCCGGAGACGAGCAAUAUGUUCGUAGAAGUGUUACAACGAAGGCCGGAGAUAAUGCAACAACUACUUGCCACUGUAUUGAACGUGAUAAUGUUUGAAGAGUGCUGCAACCAGUGGUCCAUGUCCCGUCCCCUGUUGGGUCUGGUGCUGCUGAAUGAGGAGCAGUUCUCUCGUCUGCGAGCUGAUCUCAUCUCCCGACAGCCGAGAGACAAGCAGGCUCAACUGGCGCACUGGUUCUCUAAUCUGAUGGCUGGAAUUGAACCUAAUUUGUUGACUAAGAAUAGAGAUAGAUUCACACAAAACUUAUCAACCUUCCGUCGGGACAUCAACGACCUACUGAAGGGCGCUAACGUCAGCUCGCACCAGAACAACGACAUGAUGACGUCAUAACUCAUACAUACACCGUACAUGUCAUACAUACAUACAAACAUGCAAACAUAUAGCGUGUCAUGAUCUUAUCUCACACGUUCAGCAUUAGUUCUGGCAGAAUAUGUAAAAAAACUACUUAUGAUGACGUCAUAACUCAUACAAACUUCAUACAUAAAUCAUACAUACAUACAGUGUGAUAAACAUAUCUGACCCGGUGAACUAUAGUUCUGUCAAAAAAUUAUGUAAAAUUCUAUGUCUGAGUAGACAUAAAGUGACAUAAAACACAUGACAAGGAUCCUGUGACAAUUUGUCAGCUAACAAAGUUUGACUUUAACCGGAUCAGAUAACUUUGUCGAUCUAAAGAUAAAUUAAGUUUUGAUUAUCCAUUUAUCAUCGCUAAGUGUAGAUUUCUUCACUAAGUAACGCUCUUAGUAAAAUUUCUACACUAAAGUGUUAACUAAAUAUUUAAAAUAUACGGAAUUAAGUUUUUUUUUUUGUAUAUGAAAGAGACAAAAUAAGUAGAAAAUUGCAUGUUUUAAUAUACAUCUCUCUUUCACUCCUCGUACAUUAUAUUUUGUGUCUCUCUCUUGUAACGAAUUUUGAAUAUGAUUUUGUAGAAAUGUUUCUUGAGCAAUAAUUUUAUUACUUGAUAUAAGAUUUAAACAGAAUUAUGACAAAAUUUAAGGAAUUUCUAAGUCAAACUCAAUAAUUAAUCUAGCUUUUUCUGUGGGGAAUUAAAGAAAAUCUAGAAAUAAAUAUAGUAUAUGUAACUAAUUGAUAAUUUAGCAUUUUGAUAGUAAAAGAAUAUUUGAAAUUUGUCAAGUAAUUUUUGAACUUAAUCUUAACAUACAAACGUACAAUUUUUUCCAUUCAAAAGAACAUCAUCAUCAUCAUCACCAGCUCACUAUACGUCCCCACCGAGGGGCUCGGAGCCUACCCUAAGUUAAGGGU
Molecule: messenger RNA, 4271 nt
Organism: Papilio xuthus (Asian swallowtail)
Lineage: Eukaryota; Metazoa; Arthropoda; Insecta; Lepidoptera; Papilionidae
Gene: Ranbp16
Product: Ran-binding protein 16
Exons: 24
Biological process (GO): protein export from nucleus
Cellular component (GO): cytoplasm; nuclear pore
Molecular function (GO): nuclear export signal receptor activity; small GTPase binding
Source: RefSeq, a predicted model, not a curated record